Acaulospora colombiana is the source of this 486-nucleotide messenger RNA. The record is from the annotation of a GenBank genome assembly. NCBI's taxonomy places the organism in Eukaryota, Fungi, Glomeromycota, Glomeromycetes, Diversisporales, Acaulosporaceae.
AUGAUUCAUAUCGAACAUCAUCCACCAGAGACGCCUCUUCUUCUCAACAUAGAACGUCUUCAGAAUCUUACCAUGAUUCUUUACUAUCCACUCGAGCACAUUUAUUGGCUUGCAGCUCACAAAGUUCUCAAUAUAUCGGAGUCACGAAUGAAUAGAAUGGGGAUUUGGAGUUGUCGUUUUUGGGCAGCUUAUGUGUUGCUUCAAUUUUGGCACCUCUGGCUAGAAUGGAAGUUGCUCAAGAAAAGACGACGAAAUAUGAUAAAAAGAGUGGAUAGAGAUGAAGAGGAAGUCAAGAGGGAGAAGAGGGAGUUGAAAGCAGAAGGCGAGAGAAUUUGGAGAGAAUCAAUUAUUAAUGUUGGAUACUUGCCUUUAACGGUACAUUGGUCAAUUGAAAACUCCAUGUUUCCGGAUGUCGGUGUGGGCGUGUUCGGUACUCUCGCCGCUUUUUAUCAGUUACGUGGGGUGUGGAAGGCCACCGCGGAGUGA